Messenger RNA from Cyprinus carpio (common carp), 1464 nucleotides. RefSeq names its product cholesterol 25-hydroxylase-like protein. Lineage: Eukaryota; Metazoa; Chordata; Actinopteri; Cypriniformes; Cyprinidae. The record is from RefSeq and is a predicted model, not a curated record. Gene Ontology annotation, biological process: sterol biosynthetic process; cholesterol metabolic process. Gene Ontology annotation, molecular function: iron ion binding; steroid hydroxylase activity; C-4 methylsterol oxidase activity.
CCGUUAAGCAUUACAUGUUUGUUAAUGAUUUAUUAAUUAAAGUUAUUAUAAAGUGUUACCAACUUUUGGUAACUUUAAGUUCAGUUUUCAAUUUAGCUAUAAAGUGGCAUCCUUCCUCUAGCAGAUGUCGCAACAAAGGAGGAGAGCAGCAGUUUUCUCGCCGUGGCUUGCGUUCACAUUACGCUGCCUGUAUAAAGCUGUGUCAGAAUGAAAGUGAUCUUCACAUUGUACGGUGAAAACGGUUCCCAUCAAAAGACAGCCCAUCUGGAGCACAUCACCGCUGCUGUUGCACCAUCUGCGGUCGAAACAAUAGUAGUUCACAAGGAUGAUUGUUGUAUUCUUACUGUUUUUCGGAGGCGAUAGAUUUCUUCAGUGGAUUUGGGACUUAAUAUAUGCGGAACGUCAUUUGCUCCUCAUGUCACCCCACUUUAGCGUGUGCGCAGCUUUCAGCACUCAUCUCAUCUUCUCUGCUCCCUUCAUGCUUCUGGAUGUCUUCAGUCCACAUGUGGGAUGGCUCCAAAAGUACAGGAUACGCCGUGAAGUCGUUGGCUUGCAUCAGUGGUUUCGAUGUGCUACUCGAAUUUUAUGGAAAUACAUCGUUGGCGUUUUACCAUUUACUGCGCUGUUUCUGUCGCUUCGGCGCACGCAUUUCCCGGAGAAAGCGCCGUCCUCUUUCCAUGCCUUCAGGGAAUGUGUCUCAUGCAUGCUCGUAUUCGAUGCGCUCUUCUUCAUUUCUCAUUACACCACUCACAAGAUUCCCUGGCUAUACCACAACAUCCACCGCAUUCACCAUCAGAACAGGGACACUUUUGCUCUGGCAGCUCAAGACUCCAGUAUUUCUGAACUGUUGUAUCUACAAACCCUUGCAUUUACAAGUGCCAUGCUUGUGGGCUGCCACCCUUUUAGCGAAAUCCUUUUCCAUCUGGUUAACACCUGGAUGGCUGUGGAGGACCACUGUGGAUAUGAAUUUCCUUGGGCACUGCAUCGGUUGUUGCCGUGCUUUGGCGGGGCGCCGCACCACCUGGCCCACCAUCAGCACUUUAAAGGGAACUUCGCCCCUUACUUCAGACACUGGGAUUACAUCUUCGGGACCUCAUUGCCCAUUUCAGCAAAUGAGUGAGACAAUAGAAAGGAUGAAUCCAGGUUAACUGAGACAUUAUAUGACAGUGAGAAUGAGAGUAUUAAAAGUAUCUGAAGUACCUAUUGUAUCUGAUUUCACUCUAUAUGAACUGACAUAUAAUAACCAAGUUUUUGCUUUUCUUCUUAUCAAAUUUAAGCCAUUACCUCAAGGUAAUUCUGUUUAUAAUAAUCAGAAAGCUUAGAUUCUUGGCUUGAUUUUGUACUCAGCUUAAACUGUGUAGAUGUCUUAUGUAUGUUGACUUUUUCAUGUUGUAUAUUUAUCAAGUGUUUUUAGUUAUUUUGUUAAGGUUUGAUAACAUGCAUUAAACACAUCUCUUUUACAAA